Molecule: messenger RNA, 1200 nt
Organism: Leptomonas pyrrhocoris
Lineage: Eukaryota; Euglenozoa; Kinetoplastea; Trypanosomatida; Trypanosomatidae
Exons: 1
Coding region: 55-1200 (381 amino acids)
Biological process (GO): protein catabolic process
Cellular component (GO): cytoplasm
Molecular function (GO): leucyl-tRNA--protein transferase activity
Source: RefSeq, a predicted model, not a curated record
AGGAAUGAAAAGACGAACACCAAAUGCAUGAUAUACAUGCUUGCGCCAUAAGUGAUGUUUCCUACAUAUUUGACCAGAGUCGAGAAGCACUUCCGAAUAGAUCCUGAUGACUUACCGUAUAACAUUGCUGACGAAAUUGAGCAGGCAAAGACAUCUGCAGAUGUUAGGACUCUUGUUCCGUUAACACGAGAGGGAAUACAAUAUCUCUCUCGGCGCUUCCCACCUGUGCGAAACGCCGCGGAUCUUGACGAACUCCCCCAAAAACUGAAAGGAGGCGACGAAUUUGGGUUCUCGCCCCUUUUCGAUCCCGCUCUUGUUGAUGCAUGUUGUCAGCGAGGAGUUUUUCCUUUGACCCAAAGCGUAGGAAGAGGGUUUUUCAUUUUUGCGCCGAAAGUUCACAACGUGAGAGCAGUCUGUGCACUUGUGACGAGCCCGUGCGAACGAAACGCCAUCAGAGGUUUUCCAUUCAGCGACGACAAUGAAGGAAUUUUUAGUCGCAACUGUGUUGGACUUUCCCGAAAGCUAUUGAAAGACCCGGAAGAGUCGACAAGACGACCGUGCUUCGAGGUUUUUGUGAACCGAAAAGAGGACUUAUUCGACAUUUUCACGUUAAUACGGAAGCAACAUGGGGAAAACUGGCUCUGCAAACCACUGCGUUUGUGUCUGUUUCACAUGUUUUUUAAUCCUGAAAAAUAUAGCACAAAAAUUGUAAUUACUGCUAUUCGACGGAAAAAGUACGAUGAUAGGCCCGCAAUUCAAGGUACUCAGGAAGUUAUGGAAGGCGAACUUGUUGCGGGUGAGGUGGGGUUUCUCGUUGGCGACAUUUACUCUUCUGCUAGCGGCGCGUAUUGCGUAAACGGAGGCGGUGCACUACAGCUGUGCUUGACGGGAUUGUGCAUGCACGCAGCCGGUUGCCGUGUGUGGGAUCUUGGAAUGAUGAUGGUCUACAAAACGGCACUUAAUUGUUUCGAAAUGCCACGAAUGAAAUGGUUGAAACUUGCUGCUGCACGCUGCUCUAACUCAAAUACGAGCAUUCUAAAAUAUCUAGAAGAUUUAGAAUCCGGGAGAAGUGUAAACUUCUUAUUGCAAACCUCGUCUUUUACUCAUAACGCCAGUCCAAACAGCAAAGCUCAGCAAAAAAAGCGCCUGAAAGCAGAAGCACUUGCUAAAAGAAAAGCUGAGAAAGAAUCAAGAAAGUAA